This is a messenger RNA of Phycodurus eques (leafy seadragon), 1876 nucleotides long. RefSeq lists its product as uncharacterized. The transcript is spliced from 18 exons. The coding region runs from base 1 to 1800 and encodes 599 amino acids. NCBI's taxonomy places the organism in Eukaryota, Metazoa, Chordata, Actinopteri, Syngnathiformes, Syngnathidae. The record is from RefSeq and is a predicted model, not a curated record.
AUGGAGCGGAUCACACUUGUGCGAGCGUUGGUGACUUUAGUUGUUAUUUUCACCAGUGGCUGUGGAGCUCACAUCGCAUCCGUUCCCACUCUGAAAAUGGACCAAGCUUUGUUAAUAUUUCAUAACCAGCUGCCCCAUGAAGUGGAGGUCUUGUACACUUCAGAUUAUUGCUACAAGUGUGUGUACCAGAGUUUGGUUCAUGUGAAAGCCGGCUACAACAAUGCAUCUACAGUCAUCAACACCAAAUUCACUUUGAGUGUGCAAGUGGAAUCAAACAAGAAUGCAAUUCUUUGCAGAUGGAAUCAGGCAUAUGAGGAGGGUGGUCACUAUAAGGUUUGGAUCCUAAGGUCAGACAAUGCCAGCAAUGCCACCUGUCUUCAUGCUGUGGGCAGAGGACCUCACAACUCCUACCUGCCUAUUCUGGUGGCAGCUCUCACCCUGGCUAUAACUGCUCUCUUAUUUGUUGUUGCACCCUACAUAUGCAGAAAGUGUCGCACAUCGAAAUUUGUAAAGACCACUUGCUGCCGAAGCCCGCAGUACUCGCUUGAUCAUGACCAAGUGCAUGCUACACAAGCUGAGGGCAGUGCCACCAAAGUGAAAUAUAAACGUCUGCGUUCGCUGGAUGUUUUUCGAGGGUUUGCCCUCACAGUGAUGGUGUUUGUCAACUACGGCGGAGGAGGCUACUGGUUCUUUCAACAUGCACCGUGGAAUGGUCUGACUGUGGCGGAUCUCGUCAUGCCGUGGUUCGUCUUCAUCAUUGGGACCUCAGUGGUGUUGGCGUUCAGAUCCAUGCAGAGAAGAGGCGUAGGCCGCGUGCAGCUGCUGCAAAAGAUCACGUGGAGAACUGCAGUCCUGCUGACGCUCGGCUUCUGCUUCCUCAACUACUCCCCGCGUGAUGGACCACGUAGGUUGUCCUGGUCCUGGCUCAGGAUCCCAGGGGUACUGCAGCGCCUGGGCUUCACCUACUUUGUUUUGGCUCUACUGCAGAUUCUGUGGGGACACAAAGAAAAUCAGCAAAAAGAAGGUCACUGGUGGUCCCCCCUCCAGGAUGUGGUGUUGUACUGGCCCCAGUGGCUGACCAUCAUCCUCUUGGAGACCUUGUGGCUGUGCAUCACCUUCCUCCUGCCUGUACCCAACUGCCCCAGAGGGUAUCUGGGAGCUGGUGGAAUUGGGGAUAACGGUCUUUACCCUAACUGCACUGGAGGGGCGGCGGGAUACAUCGACAUGUGGUUAUUUGGUGACAACAUGUACAGGUAUCCCACUUGCAAAGAAAUGUAUCACACCACCCAACCUUUCGACCCAGAGGGCAUUCUGGGUACAAUCAACUCCAUUGUGAUGGGAUUUCUGGGAAUGCAGGCAGGGAAAAUAAUCGUUUUCUACAAGGAGAAGAACAUCCACAUCCUGUGCAGGUUCUUAGUGUGGGCAACCAUCUUGGGAAUCUCGGCAGCCAUCCUUUCUAAGUGCACGCGAGACGAAGGAUUUAUACCUGUCAAUAAAAACCUUUGGUCAUUGUCCUACGUGACGUGUAUGGGCUGUCUCUCUUUCCUGUUGCUGGCAGGCCUGUACUUUAUCACUGAUGUAAUGAGCUGGUGGGGCGGACAACCGUUCAUAUAUCCAGGGAUGAACUCCAUCUUUGUGUACGUCGGACACACUCUCCUGGGUUUCUACUUCCCGUUCAGCUGGGAGAUGCGCUUCCGGGAAAGCCACUGGGAGUGGCUCUUCCAAAGCCUGUGGGGAACUGCAUUGUGGGUGAUUGUUGCCUACUUGUUGUACAGGAGGAAAUUCUUCCUCAAAAUUUGAAGAAAACUGUUGUGCUCCAUUUACAGUAUAUUUAAUUCUCUAUUUUGGUUUUCUUAGCUUCUGUGCAAAUCAAAUC